This is a messenger RNA of Rubroshorea leprosula, 3205 nucleotides long. The record is from the annotation of a GenBank genome assembly. Lineage: Eukaryota; Viridiplantae; Streptophyta; Magnoliopsida; Malvales; Dipterocarpaceae.
ACAGGACUACUAUGACACCAGAGUACAAGAAAGGGUAGACAAGGGAACCACAAAAAAACCAACCCCAAAAGUGUAUCACAAUUCACAACACCAACAAUAAUAAGUGAACUAACCUAUAUCAGAUCAAAGGGCAAACCAGGAUCAAGGAUGAAUUGAAAGAGCAGCAACUGCAUAAAGAGAUAUGAAGCUAUUGUGGAGUUUCUGCUAGAUUGAGUCAAAAUGAGAUAUGAAGCUCAGGAGACAGAAUCAAGCCAAGAACAAGGAAAGGGAGCAUUUUCUCUUUUUUAAUUUUUCUGAAAUGGGUCUCUUUUCUUUUGGGGUUGGGAGAUUGAUUCAGGACAUGCAGGCAGAGUGCUAUGGUGGGGCUGCAAUAUUGAGCAAAGAAAUUCUCUCUUCCUUCAAAUCUCGCACUUGUUUCUGAUCUUCCAAAAAGGCUUCAACUUUGUCUUCGUUAGGCAUAUAUGCACAAAUGCUAUUACAGUUGCCGGUUGAGGGGGCGCUAGAAAUUGCAGGUUUUCCUUCGAUUUGUGAACAAGUGAAGUGGGUAAAUCAACAAGAAGCUAAUAGCUUUGCUUGCCAAGAACCGACCUCUGUUCUUCAUAUGAGAAGAAGCCCGAGCCCACCCACAUCGGCGUCUACUCUUUCUUCCUCUUUCAACGGCGGAGCCCUAGCCGACACCACCACCAGCACAGAGGCCACACUACCACCCGAGAACAACGCCAUCGAAAGGAAAGAACAAUGGGCAUCGGAGCUACAGCCAAUCGGCCCAAUCCCGAGUGGGCUGGAGCUUGUUGCUGGGAUUUAUAGUGGUCAGAGAUGCAAUAAUGGAAUAGAAGACUGGGAGACCAUGUUGUCUGAAUCUGCCGUGUUUCCAACCCAAGACCACUCGCUUCUGCGGUGGAUCGCCGUCGCCGGCGACGUGGACGACCCUCCGUUUGUGCUGAAACAGCUGCUGCAGAGUGGGAAUAGUGGAGUUACUCAGGGCCUUGAUUUUGAGGGCAAUGCUGGAUUAGGGAUUGUUGAUCAGGCUCCGGGAUUUGACGCAGGGCCGCUUGGUGGUAACUCUGUUAUGGGUGCUGCUGGAAAUGUGAUUACCGGCAUGGGUGCUAAUUUGGGUGGUUUUCAUGGUUCCGGGGCUGUGCCCAAUAGCGAUAAUGACAAUGGGAAGACUGGCGCGGUUAUGCCCAGUUCUUCUGCCGCCAUGGGUAACAAUCAGAAGAUUCAAAAUCCAAUCUUUACUUCUCCGGCUAACAAUCUUGCGCUUCCGGUUUGUUUGCCUGUGCUUUACAAUCUGCAAUCUCAAUUUGCAAAUACCCUUGAGGAGAAACCCCAGAUUUUGAAUCCUCAGGUUUUGAUGAGCCAGCAGCAACAUCAUGGUUCUAAUUUUCUCAUGCCAUUACCUCAAGAGCAGCCUCUGCCGAAGCGCCACAAUUCCGGAAGCUUAGACCUUUCUUCUCAGAUGCCAAAACUCCCCUUCUCAGAUCCGGGGCAUGAGUUGUUGCUCAGGAAACAGCAGCAGCCCAUGGGAUUUCCUCAAGGAGUCCAGUUUCUUCCUCAACAAAAGCCGAUGAUGGUGAUGAAGCAGAAACUGUUGAAUCCGGGUGAGGAAGAAUUGGCUCAACAACAGCAGCAGCAACACCAUUUCCAGUUACACCAGCAACAACAACAACAACAACAACAACAACAGGCAUUGCUCGAGCAGCUCUAUAGGGCAGCAGAGCUGGUAGGAACUGGGAAUUUCUCACUCGCGCAAGGGAUAUUGGCGCGGCUCAAUCAGCAGUUGUCUCCUGUAGGUAAGCCCCUUCACAGGGCUGCUUUCUAUUUCAAGGAGGCUUUGCAAUUACUUCUCCUUAUGAAUAACCCAGUUUCCUCCCCACCUCCGAGGAACCCCACCCCUUGUGAUGUCAUCUUCAAGAUGGGCGCUUACAAGGUCUUUUCUGAGGUCUCUCCUGUUAUCCAAUUUGUCAAUUUUACCUGCAACCAGGCCCUUCUUGAAGCUCUUGACUAUGCUACUUGUAUUCACAUCGUUGACUUUGAUAUUGGAUAUGGUGCUCAAUGGGCGUCCUUUAUGCAAGAGCUUCCUAUGAGGAGUAGAGGUGCUCCUUCAUUAAGAAUCACUGCCUUUGCCUUCCCUUCAACACACCAUCCUGUUGAGCUUGGGCUUAUGCGUGAAAAUCUUACCCAUUUUGCUACCGAAAUUGGUCUAAGUUUUGAGCUUGAGGUGAUUAACUUUGAUUCUUUGGACCAAACAUUGUACUCUUUGCCUCUUUUGCGGUCUAAUGACAGUGAAGCAGUUGCAGUGAACUUUCCUCUCUGGUCUUCUUCAAAUUUGCCUUCUAUUGUGCCCUCUCUACUCCGAAUUGUGAAGCAGCUUUCACCACAAAUUGUGGUGUCUUUGGAUACAGGGCUUGACAGAAAUGAUCUCCCAUUCCCACAGCAUCUAGUUCAUGCCUUACGGUCAUACGCAAACUUGCUAGAAUCACUUGAGACUGUUAAUGUGACUUCUGAUGCUGUGAGCAAGAUUGAGCAGUUCCUUCUUCAGCCAAGGAUUGAAAGCAUUGUAUUGGGCCGUCUGCGUUCCCCAGAUAAAAUGCCACAUUCGAAGACACUGUUUGCCUCAGCUGGGUUCUCUCCUGUAACAUUUAGUAAUUUCACUGAAACUCAGGCAGAUUGUCUGGUAAAGAGGACUCAAGCUAGAGGAUUCCAUGUUGAGAAGCGCCAGGCUUCACUUGUGCUCUGCUGGCAGCACCAGGAGCUUGUCUCAGCUUCAGCUUGGAGGUGCUGAGGGGCAACAAUUGGACAGGUAGAGGAGGUUCAUGUUUAAGAAACUCACGAACUGUCAAAGUUCACUCCAAUAUUAAGUAAGUAUUGAAUAAUUUUGCCUUAAUGACUUAAUGCUUGUGAAUUCUUAUUGUCUUGCUUGUGAAUCUCCUCUGCUUGUUGUCUUAUGUAGUCUAGGACAGCCUAUAUUUUCAGUACAAGAACAAAACAUUUAACUGGAAUGUCUAGUGGAUGCUUAAUUGUUUCAGACAUGGAUAUUGCUUUAAUCAUAUUCUAGUAGUUUUCUUUCUAUAUUAUGAGAAGAGUUGCAUUUUCUUCUGGUUAAGGUGGUGAUAUUUGUUGUGCCCUGACAACAAACUAGAGCUAGAAAUGGAAGUAUGUCUUACCAGACUCUUGUUUUCUGUACUACGGAAAAUUCCCAUGU